GGAGCGGUGCUGCAGGGUGGGACCCGGUAGCCUAGGGGGUACGGGCAAGCUAAGGCUCCCAGGCUUGCAGAAAAAGAGCCGCUGCCAUCCGGGAGGAGGGAGGCUGCGGCAGCCGCUCGCCCGGAGCCGCGCGGCUUUGUGCUCUCGCAGGCAGCCACCUUCGGGGAGGGAGGCGGGGAGGAGCUCAGCCCGGGCGGGCGGCGGCCCCUCCACUGCGCCAACCUGCAGGCGGCUGGAGGCUGCGGCCCCGCCCGGCCUCCGCCUGCACGGGGUCGCCCUCCUCGCGCCGCCGUCCCGCGCGGAGCUGCACGCAGCCGCUCCCCGCGGCAAAGGCGCAGGCAGCAGCGGCAGGGAGCGCCUUCAUUCCCCUCAGUCCUCUCAGUCUGCUGCCCUGUCGUACCUGCAGCCUCUCCUCCUCCCUCCACCCCUCCUUCCUUCCUUGCUAUUCUCCUCUUCUCCCCUUCUCUUCACAUUUUGUGUUGUUCUUUUUUUAUUAUUGUUCUUGCAUUCCUCUUCUUUUUUUCCCCAUCUUUUUUUUUUUCUUUUUCUUUCUUUUUUUUUUUUUUUUUUUCUUUUUUGGACCCUUUUCCUCUAGUGCCUCUUAAUUUCCAGUUUCUUCUAAUUUUUUUUCUUUGGACUGUGCCUUGUCAUGUCAAGAUGGAAGUCAGGCAUGACUGGCUUUCCUCAUCCCCCCAUGAGGGCUUCGAGCAGAUGAGGCUGAAGAGCAGACCCAGGGAGCCAUCGCCGAGCCUCACAAGAGUAGGUGCGAACUUCUACAGCACGGUCAAGCAGCAGGACUACAGUGCCAGCGUCUGGCUGAGGAGGAAAGACAAACUGGAGCAUUCCCAGCAAAGAUGCAUUGUGAUCUUUGCACUGGUAUGCUGCUUUGCAAUUCUCGUUGCACUGAUAUUUUCGGCAGUGGAUAUUAUGGGAGAAGAUGAAGAUGGACUCUCGGAGAAGAACUGUCAAAAUAACUGUCGGGUUGCUCUUGUGGAAAAUAUUCCUGAAGGGAUCAACUAUUCAGACAGUGCACCAUCCCACUUGUCUCUUUUCCAAGGCUGGAUGAAUUUGCUUAAUAUGGCUGAAAAGUCUGUUGACAUAGUAUCUUCCCAGUGGGACCUCAAUCACAGUCAUCCAUCAGCAUGCCAGGGUCAACGUCUUUUUGAAAAAUUGCUUGAACUGGCAUCCCGAAAUAUUGAGAUAAAACUAGUGAGUGACAUACUGCCUGUGGAAUCAAAAGUGUUAAACGACUUGAAAUCAAAGGGUGCUGAAGUGCUAUAUAUGAACAUGUCAGCAUAUAAUGAAGGACGCCUUCAGUCAUCUUUCUGGAUUGUUGAUAAACAGCAUGUGUACAUUGGAAGUGCAAGCCUGGACUGGAGAUCGCUGGGACAGAUGAAAGAACUUGGUGUCAUCGUGUACAACUGCAGCUGCCUCGUCCUGGAUUUACAAAGGAUAUUUGCCCUGUACAGUUCAUUAAAAUACAAGAAUAAAAUACCUCCAAGUUGGUCUAAGAGACUCUACGGAGUGUACGAUACUCAAAACAAACUGACGCUGCAGCUGAAUGAGACCAAAUCAGAAGCUUUUGUGUCGAAUUCACCAAAACUCUUCUGUCCAAAGGACAGAGUCCUGGAUAUUGAAGCUAUAUACAACGUUAUCGAUGAUGCCAAACAGUUUGUAUACAUAGCUGUCAUGGACUACCUGCCCAUCGUCAUUGACACAAAUGCUAAACGAUACUGGCCAUUUCUAGAUGGGAAGAUAAGAGAAGCAUUAGUUUUACGAAGUAUUAAAGUACGACUCCUCAUAAGUUUCUCAAGAGACACAGAUCCCCUUACAUUUAACUUUGUUUCGUCUCUCAAAGCUAUCUGCACUGAAGUUCCAAGCUGUAGUUUGAAAGUUAAAUUCUUUGACCUCGAGGAAGAGAGUGCAUGCUUUCUCAAAGAUCAGAAGAACGCUUCCCUUCCAAAACUAAACCGUAACAAAUACAUGGUGACUGAUGGAGCUGCAUACAUUGGUAAUUUUGAUUGGGUAGGAAAUGCUUUUACGCAGAACGCUGGAGCAGGCCUCGUUAUCAACCAAGCAGACGCGGGGAACAGCACAAGCAUCAUAAAGCAACUCAAGGCUGUUUUCGAAAGAGACUGGUAUUCACAUUAUGCCAAAAGUUUACAACCAACAAAAAUGCCAAACUGCUUUAAUCACAAACUCAGUAAAGCAACAUCAAAUAAGACUGCCAUGAGCAAUGUGAACUAGAAAGACUAUUUUACUGUUUAGUAUGGCAAUGAAGAAUUACGUUGGGGUGUAGCCCUCUUUCAUAUUUACAGACAAAAGACUUCAGCAAAAAAAAAGUUUGGUUGGGGGGGGAUUGUUUUUAGGAAAAAGCACACUUAUAUAAAAACUGUCUAAAAUAUAUUCUCUAUUGAUUUGGGACUUUCAAAGUUUGUUACUUCUGACACUGAAUGUCAUUUCUGCUUCCAUGUUAAUUUUUAUGUUCCUUGUUUGAACUUUAAUGAAACAGAAGAAUUGACUCAUGCUGUUUUAAGAAUUUCCCUAAUUGCCAUCCAGGCUAGAACAAACCCUUGGCAGAACUGAGAUCCUGGCUAUGAAAUGGCAUUCUAAGAUCAGUUACUGUUGAUGUAAAAGUAGUGGUAGGUUUACUGUAUUAGGAAAGAUAGCAGAAUAAGGAUAUAUUCACCUAUCUCAAUAAUUCCCUCCAAAUAUCCAGUCAUGCAAGUUUUUCCUAGUUCUCAGCAUUUAGCGCAAGCAUCACUCCUAUGUGUUUUCUAAAUAGCCUUAAAUUAUAUUUGAGUUCUGUGACUGGUAAUUUAUUCAUCUCUAAAUGGAUGAAGGUUUUGAGGGAUUGAGGUUGACCCAAUCAAAUUCAUCAGAAUCCCUGGAACCUCUCAAUUAAAUCAAUUUUCAUUAAUAUAACAUGGAUUCCUUUCAACGUAACUGCUAUUUAUAAUUACAAUAGUAUCUAACAAUGUAAAUCACUUUAGUAAAACCAAAGAUCAAGGAUUGAUUUUUCUUGCAAUCUCAAGAAAAAAAUUCUACUGAAGUUAAAUAUUCAUCCAGUGCAGGCCAGCAGUUCCUUGCUGACUCAUUUGUAGACAACUGCAUGUAUAGAACUUUUAUUUAUUCAUUUAUUUAUUUUAGGCUAGUGAAGGGUUCUGCAAAAACUGCAAAAAUUGUUUAAUUUCAUACAUUUUUUCCCUUCAGAUCAAUUAAAGUGAAAUGGCAUUUUUUUUAAUGUCAUCUAUACAGAUGAAUAUAUCAGUCCAACAGAAAUGUGAUGCUUUCAUUUAGGCCCCAGUUUCAGCUGGCAUUAAUGGUGUCCCUCUACAACCAUGACUCAGCUGCACUAAGAUGCAACUGUUCUGUAAAAGCGUGAAUUUGUUCUUUAAUACCUUUUUUUAAUGUGUGACAACAGAAUUUUCUCCAGCCCCCUAUUAGCUUAGUUUCUUAAUGAAAAUCACCAUCUUCUGCUGAAGGAAUCCAGCUGCAAAUGCAAACUGCAUUCUUCAUUUUGCUGAAAAUGUACUGUAUUCAAAUUGCAGACUGUUCUUACAAUGCUGAAAGUUACAGAAGGGACAGUUUGAAAGCAGUGGGUUAACAGAAAAGAGAUGUCUCAAAGGAUUAUUUUCACCUUAAGCUAAUUAAAAAGACACCCUGACUCAGAAUGCAGGUUUCAUUUACAAGCUUAAAAAAAAAGUUUUAUUUUAAAGUAAGCACAGGUUUUGAAACUGCACCUUUUUAGACUUUCCUAACGUCAUUUUUCUGCCUGUUGCCCGCUGGAGAGAGAGGAACACAUCAUGAAACCAGUUGUAACUGACAAAAGCAUGCUUCUCACACACAGUUUCUAUUGCCAUUUCCCAGUUGUACAUCAUCCUACUGAAAAGAAUUCUAUUGGUUGUCAACUUUUACAGAAAAAACAGUGUAGAGCUCUAAUGCUCAAGAACGUUUUGUAACAUUCAGAUAAACCAUACAAUUCAUUAGCCUUCACAUAUACAGAGAAGAGCAUAUACUCUGACAUGCAUUUAGGAAACAAACAAAAAAAAAAAGUAAUCUGAAGAGAGAAAAUUUGCCUGAGUUGCUUUGAAGGAAAAGUCUCUGCGAAGAAAAACUUUUGUAUUUUCCUUCUUCUGUAUAUGUAUAUAUGUACAGCAGGUACAGUAGAGAGCCCCAGCACUCAACGAACGGCGUUUUUUUUCUAUCAUUAUUAAAUAAAGAUUAGUCCAAAUUCAUCUCCAGUGAAACUCUUAGCACUCAGCUGAGUUACAUCACCAAAUUUUGUCUUCUGAGUCAAGGGGGAAAAGAAAUUGAAAAACAACAUUUUUAAAAACAGGUUGCAAUGUUCGUAAACUUUCUGAGAGGUUGAGAGUAAGUCCCCAUGCAUGGGGGAGCUUAAAGCUCAAGAUAAAUUCAAUACCGAGUCUUUGAAAAAAGGGAAAAGAAAACCUACACAGAACCCCUUCUCCCCACUGUCCAGAGCUGGUAGCUGUAGCACCUGAUGGCAAUAAUAUUCAAGAAGAAUCGAUGUAGUAUUUUCUCCCUCACAUUAUGGAUACUAACAAUGUCUGAAGUUUUUGAAAUGGCGUUUUGUACAGGUAAUGAAGAACCUCAGUGAAAGAGACAUUUGUCAAAUCUGUCUCUUCCAAUUUAGUAUUUAGUGAUGAGACAAUGGAGUUAUCACUGACCUUCUAUUUAGUAUACCAAAUGAAUGACUCAAAUGUAGUAGUUUCAUCGGACAGAUCCUAGGGAAAUACAGUCCUGAGCAUUAACUGGUUCCAUCUGUUUACAAAGUACAUUCUUACUGACUUGAUGAACAAAUUCUGAUGCUUCAAUGAGCCCCCCACCCCCCUCAACGUAGCAGAAUAUUAUGUUUUUAUGAUGGAAGGGGUCUGGUUUUCUCUGAGCAACUCUGAUGUGAAAUAGUGUCAGCCAUCCUACAGCCGGACUGGCAGGCUCAAGUUUCAUUUGGUAUAAAGCACAGGUCAGUGUUUUAAUAGCUGUUCAGAAUGGCAGUGGCUCCAAAGCAGCACAGAAGGCUUUGGUCUGUUACAUUAGCCAAAAGACAAAGUGCAUCCUUGGACUUCAGCAAGUAGGAAAUUAAGGAGAAAACAAACAAAUAAACAACAACAAAAAAAACCCAAUCAUACAAACAUCAUUAUUUUUAAAGCUGUUGCAGCCAAUUUAUUGUUUCUGGCUAGCAUUACUCCUGCUUAACUAGAUUUGCCACAGCAGCCUGAACUGUGGCUUCAGCUCCUUCUGCCAAUGUAAAUAAAUCUGUAACAAAUCUAUUUCACAUUGAGUUAGCAGAGAUCUGUCUAGACCAGUUACCUCUUGCUUCAGCUCUUCUGAAUAUCACCACUGCACAAUUUCCAAAGCUAACAGGAAUUUGCAUUCAGUAGUGUCUCACGGACCUCGGAGACAUAAUCCAAAAGAUGCACUUUCUCUAAUCCCCUUCUAGCUGGCAUUGGUAACUCUGUCAUAUUACAAGCAAUUUCCUAAACAGAACAGCUUUAUUCUUAAAGAAUACAGACUGUAAUUGUUUGCUGCAUUUACUAGUGCCUUACUCAUAGUUUUUGUUUAACUGUUCCUCAAGAGAAGUCCUGCUAAGAUCUUGUACCCGGUUCUGAGGUAUACAGCAAGCCUCCUAAGUAAGACGACUACACAUUGUGAUGUUUAAAGGUUAGUACCUGACACUAAAGUCACAAAAAGACAAAAAUUGCAUAUGCAAUGUUGUUGGUCCAAAUGCCGAGCACGUAAUUCUGAGAAUUUUUAUCCCAGCCCAGUUUUAAAACUGAACUCCACAAACUACUCCUGCAUUUGUUACCAACUAACACACAAAGUGAUCAAAGCAGUCUGUGCUGCUGAAGUAUAAAAACCAGUAAGUGAAAUUGAAGUUCUCCCAACACGUGGCUGACAGCAAAACAUCACCAGAGGAAUUUGUUUAAAGCACAGGGUGAAGUCCAAUACAGCGGUUACUUUACAAGUCUCACAUGUUACAGCUCAAGUAGUUUUGGGCAGGACACUGCUUUUUUUUCUGCCUGUAGCACGUGAUCUGAUUUAUCAUGCUACAAACCAGGGAGCAAAUAGUUACUGAGGGCUUGGUUGUUGGUGGCCUGUUUGGGUACAGGGAAGAAGGAUGUUCUUCUGUUUUUAAUACCAGAGGAAAAAAAAUGCAAUAGAGUGGGCAUUUAACUAUUGCCCUGAACAAGUAUCUACAGCUACUCUCCCUUUCUCUCCAAAGACCAGUAAAGCAUGUGUUACAUGCCACCACACAAUGGCCACAGUGUACCCUGACUAGAAAAGAUUUAAGUAAGUUUCUGUCUCAUUUACUUUUUUUUUUUUUUUUGUAAGAAAUGCAUCUUUGAACUGAAUUGGCUGGCCUUGCUGUGCAGUGUUUUACACAAUUCAGAGCACAGUAUUCCUUCUAAUAAAUCCAAACCGUGAACACAGCUCAGGGGAAAGCCUGAGGAAUGACUAAAAAUGCUCAGAAUUCUACUCAUAAGAGCCACCCAUUGUUUGCAUUCUACUAACCAUCUAAAUUCUUUCUACUACUUCACUGAGUAUUUCAUACUUAAAAACUGAACUAAGAUCCAUGCUAGUAUUACCUACCAUUUCAUCCUAACCCAAGGAGAAACCCAGACAGAGAAUUUCUAUGUUUUGGUAAUUUUUUGUGACUUUAGUGUGUACUUACUGAAAAUAGCACUGACUUCUUCAAUAAGAUGGUAAGACAUCAGCUGGCUAUUCCAGAUUUUCAAAUUGAAGUCCUUUACAAAUAUCUUCCUCUUGAACAUCAUGUACUUGACUCCUGAGAAUGGCCUUCGUAUAGAGAGUUGUAAGUUACCAUUUUGGACUUCAAAAUUAACCACUCAUUUUAAUACAAAAAUAUUGACUACACCCAUUGUAUGUUUAGAGACAGUAAUUUUUCGCAUUGUUUUACUUCCAAUCCUAUCCUUUCUAUACAUAUAUACUCACGUUUUUUCACUUGUCCAAUUUAAUCUACUGUAAAAAAAGAAUGAAUCCUUGGUAUAUUUUAAGUUCACAGUGCUAUCUCCUGAGUUGAAAACACCAUUGAACAUAUUCCACUUACAACACCACACACUACAGUAGCUCAGCUGUUAAUUUAGAUGGAAUGCUUUUCUCACCUGUAAUAUUUCCACUAUAAAUACUGCUGAUUACUUAGGAAUUUCUCAGUGUUGAAUCAGGUAGCUUUUGCAUCAUUACUUCACACAAAUGCCUUAGAAGCUUGCCAAACUAGCAUGUAGAAGAGAGAGACCUCAUACAAAACAGUUUAGACAAUGAAAGGAACUCACAUGCUUUACAGUAUGUGGAUGCUGAAGUCAGGAGGUGAACUUGUCUUAUAAUAGUCAGGGAGCUGCAUGUCUGAACAUGUUAAGCUUCUCUUUAAGAAGAAAAAUAAGGUUGAUAGAUGAUUGAAGUUACAGAAUAAAAGAGAAUAUAGCAAAACAGUUCACGAUUGUAGCGUUCCAGACGAUUAUUUUGUUCUCCUAUUGAAAAGUUUUACGUUACAUGGCCACAAAUGCAUCAUGAAUACAUACUGGGCAUUAUAACUUGCAAAGUAAUUAAUAACUUAAAAAGUCCCAUCCUCAACAGCUUUACAUGAAAUCUGGGUAGAAAGGAAGGAAGGAAAAAUAGCCACAGAGUCAAAACAACUUGAAUCAGACUGGGUUAACAGACUGGCUGCUGACCUAAAGGCUCUGGGCUAAGUACUUGUUUUGUUUCUUUCCCUGCAAAAUCCUGCUUUUCUUAGGCAUCUGCCAUUCUCUUCUUCAGGAGAGAAUUCCCAUGAUUAUUUCCAGAAUGAGGAGGGAAACUUCAACAAUUACAAAACUUAUUUGAAUAACAGCAAAGAAAUCAGCAUAAGAGACUACUGAAUUCUAUGUAGCAGGUACUGAGAAGUAAAGCAAUAUUAGAAAUUGAGCUUUUUCUUGUACAUUAUACUUCUUUUGUGCUAUAUAAACAAAGGAUUUCAACACAGCAAAUACCUCCAGAUAUAGUAUCAUAUGCCAUAUUUCGGUAUGUUCUCUCACUGUACAAAUGCAGUCAAGUUGGACAGAUACCAUUCUGAACUAACAAACUUGUGAAAACUAAGCACAAGCAUCAGGCCAUCAAAUCUGAUACAGGAAUCACACUCAAGCAUAUAUAUAUAUGAUUUUUUUAAAAAAAACAAAAAUGCUACCUAGAUAAUGUUUACAGCCGACUCAGAAGCUGGAAUUAUGUUUUCAAAUGUAACCUUGGAGAGAUUCCUGGGAUCUUCAUGGGAAAAUAACUUCAUUUUAAAGAUUAAAGGCACAGCACAUUACAUGUAGCAUUGUCUGAACAAGACAGUAUGUAACACAUAUAAUGAGAAACUCUUGAAAUGGAAGUGUGUGGAGCCACAUUUUAAUGACUGACUUGCUAACGGAAUUUUUCUAGUAGAUUUCUUCAGUAUUCUAUCACUCCACUUUAUUCCUCAUUUCUAAUUCCUCAAGUGAUAGUAUACCUCUAUUUUUGUUCUUCUUGAAGCUUGAGAACCCUAAAAGAAAAGCAGGAUGCUUCUGGAAGCAACAACUGCUUCUUUCUGAAGGUGGAGGAGCCAAUCUUGCACUCUCACUAUUUCCUUCUCCUUCAACAGCACAUUCCAGGUUUUCCACUUGUGACUGCCCAAGGAGCAAAGAAAAAAACACUUCUACUUACCUGCUUUGUAUGAAAACCAUGGGCUGCUCAGCAAGCUUUUGCCCUUUCAGAGAGUCCUUACCUAAUAUAAUACUAGGGAAAGCAUAAUAAAGGAGCUCAAAAAUGCAAGGAAGGUGUGUCCACCUGGAGAAAUAUACAUACAGAAGGGUGGGAGGAGGAAUAAAGAAUGGAUUGAAAAAAAAAAAACUGGCAAGUUUUAAAUGAUGUGGAGGUUCUGGUGACAGCCUUCUUAUGGCCUCAUUUUGUUCUAAAUUAUUAUUAUUAUUUUUUACCAUACAGCCAGAUUUUGAUGACUGAAAUUUGCUGUUAACUUAAGUACAAUAAGGAGAGAGGACGCUGGUCUUUAGGAAUUCAAUUCAUUUCUUUACUUUGAGAAGCAGGUGAAAGAGGCAGGUAAAAUUGGAAAAAUAUACUUUUUCUUCUUUCCAAGGAAUAGUUUGGUGGUUUGUAUAAGGAAAGCUAAUAAGGAUUCUAGAAAAUGCUAAGGUCCUACCCAUCCAAAUUCUACUUGUACUCAAAAGGUGGUACAUACCUGUGGGAACUUGGGGCUCACAACAAAGUACAAUCUGUUCCACUUCCAGGAGAGCACCAUACUAAAAGCAGCUGCAGCACCUGCUUCAAGCCAUCUGCAGAUGCUUUAAAUAAAUUCCCAGGCAAGAUUGAAGGAAUUUUCCCUGUGGAAAGAACAAAGAAUGGCAGAUUCAGUGAGAAACCCAAAGAACCUAAUGCAAAUGUUAAAAUGCCUAAGAAGUCGGGAUCAAAAUGGAGCACAUUCACAUUUUUGCCAACAUUUAAAAAAUAAACGAGAACUGGGAGAAGAGUGGGAGGCCAGCACAGUACCCCAGAUUAAUAAAGUUGACAUUUCUAAAUAAAGCAUUUACAUUUGUGGACAGUCCCCACAUGUAAACUGCUGCUUGGAAUAUGAGAGAGUGCAGAGUCUGUGUAUCAGUAGCUUUGAUGCGCUGCCCAAAGUUUUGGCAUUAAAGGUCUUAUGGUUCACCUGUGGAAGUUUAUAGCAAAAAAGACAUAAAAGAAGGUUUCUGUGUAUAUUUAUACAAACCGUACUGCCAAAUAGUCACUUAAAAAAAAAAAAAUAACUUCUGACAGUCCUCAGACGUCAACAAAGAAAUCUCAAGUCUGGAGAAGCAGAAAAAAAAUAUUUACAGCAGCACACCAACUAGAAUACACUGUAAACCCAUUUUUCCAAUUGCCAGGUAGCUAAUACAAUUAGGAGUUCAGGAUGCCCCCAUAUCCAUCUCAGAUUCCAAACGUCCUCAUACCACAUUCCUGAUGUGGAGUUGAGGCUCCACGCACACAAAUGCUCAGAGCCACAUCCUCAUAGGAGAAAUGGGUACGUCAGAAGAGCUAGAAACAUCUCCAGUACUGUGACUGUUUCACUGUUGUCCUACUGCGAGGCUGACAGGAAACAGCACAUCCCUGACUGGGAAGGGCUGCGUGUCCUCUACUAGGAAAUAGGAAUAGAAUAUGCACACGGAGACUAUAGAUAACAAACUACAGAAGUAAACUGGCCACAGCAUAGAAAUACAUUAACGUAACAGAUUCCAAUAGCACAAACCAAAGCUGUCUACUCAUCUUUUCACUCCCACAUACAUGUGUGCCAAAGCUUACUUUUUUAAAAAACAAAGGGCAACGCUUCUCUUUCAGCUAAACACUACAGGGAGGAUUAUACUUUCGUUCCCCCCGCCCCCAGUUCUUCCUGUUCUCUUUCCACACCUUUUUUUCCCAUCAGACAGUGUUUCUGCUACCUCCCCCCCACCUCUUACCUGGCUUUUUUUUUUUUUUUUCCAUGUUUGAGCUAUUAUUUCUUACAUGCUGGUUUGUGUAGGACUCCUUUGCUAUUUUGCACAAAGCGAUGAAUCCCUGCAGCUUCCAUCUGGGGUGCUGUGACAUCCUCCAUCAUUACCUCUGCCAGCUUUACCUGAAGUGCCAAGAGGAAGGAGGUAGAUGUGCACGUUGUUUAAAGAGAACAACAUUUUUAUUUUAGUUUCACUACGUACAAGGAUAAGGAAAGCAGAAUAAAAUACCUGAAAGGGGGAAGGGUUUUAAGUCAUAAUCUUCACUCCAGUUUAACCUUGGCGUGGCCAAGGCCUGUUGUCAGCAUCAAAUCUCACACAACUUCAACACAAAGCUUCGCCUCCAAAUGUGUUGCUCACUGCUGUCCUGAGUCCCACACCAGGGGAAGGUGCCAAGCUGUGCAGAACUAGCAAGGCAAAGCCACGCACAGCAGCAAGCUCCACAGCUCCCUGCCAGGUUCCCUGCAGCCACAGAGAGGUCUAACCUAGGUACUGUCAUCUUGCAACAGAUGAACAGUUCAAGUUCACCAUUGCAUAUGCAAACACUGCCUUCAAGAAAGUAGAUGAAAAAAAGAAAAUUUCCCUGUGGGUGUGAUUUUGGCACUGCAUUGUAUUAUACUUGCCUACACAAGCUGAGAGUAACAGGAGUAUUUCAUCAAGUUUGCAGGGCAGAGAGGACAUGUACUAUAUGAGUUUACUACUAUGCCUCCUCUAUCAAAUAGAAAAAUCUGUCUAAACUUACUUUGAAAACUGCAUGGCCAGCUUAUGCAGUAGUUAGAUACGUGGCAAGGUUGCAGUAUUACUCUCUAAGGAGAACACAGUAAAUGUGCUUAUAUAUUUUGUUAAUUCGAGCAUUGUGUAGUCUCCAAGCUCUUCUAUGAGAAGUAUGAGUAACUUCUCGUCGUCCUUCCUAUUUCAGAACACAGUAUUUAUCACAGAUGUGUACAAUACAGUGGCAUAGCUUAGGCCUGUUAUAUAGGUCAGUACCUGCAAUGCACAUGAGAACAUAGUCUGCCUCCGCAAAGGAGAGUAGCUGCAAAAUCUAUUUUGGAUAACCCAAUUUGUAUUUAAGGAAAUCAACGUGUGGUCAUUUCUAGAACUGUGAAUAAGGCAAUUGCUGCAUGCUUAUAUAUUUGAUAAGUUUUAUUAUACUAUAUCCUUAUAUGAAUGCCUAUGCAGUGUAAAUGCUUUAAUAUGAGAUACUGAAUUUUUUUUACACGUUAUUUUCUAUGGACACUACAUUUUACCACGUUUAUCCAUUUUCUGUGUUGUUACAAAGCGCAAGCAGGAAGACACACGAUUUUAAUAACUCACACAGCAGCUCUUCAAAUCCAUUAUAAAAACAUGUUCUUAUAUAAAGACUUUUAACUUGGCAAGAAACGUGCUUCCUUUCUACAAUGGGCUUGGUUCAUAGCAAUACCUGCGUAACAGACAUUUACUUAGUAGAAAAAGUAAAAUCAGAGUCUGUAAACGGGAUUAUUAACUCUGAUGUAAACCAGUACGUUGGUAUGUUUUGAUACCUUUGGAAACAUAACUCAUCUGCAUUUAUUAGGUAAACAGCUGACCUGUCCUGAUUCAACCUGAAAGCAAACACUCUUGUUUAAAAACCACAAACUGAGCAGUUGCUGUGUUUCAUGCUGCAGGAUGACAGGCAAUGUAGCAAUUUUAUUUUAUUAUUGUUUUCUUCUUUUUAAACAACUUCCUUAUGAUCUUACCACAGUGAGUUCACCUUACCUGUCUGUGAACUGGGCCCACUGUUUACAGCAUUACUCUAUGUAACCAACAUUCAAUGUACUUAACUGAACGAGCAGAUUCAUUCUUUGGAACUAACAACAACUGACUUUGGUUUGGUCAGAGAGCGGGGAAGCUGUGGCCUGGUACAGGAUGGGUGCUGCUGUACUGGGCCAUGCCGCACAUAAGGACAUCACUGGCUGAAAGACUGAUGGCUAACAGAGCACUGUCAGCGUUUGGAAGUGGGUAAUACUGCACUGCUGCAAACUAAGCUACCAAUGAGAUAACACUACUUCAAGGAAAAAAAAAGCAUUAAAAAUAUGUAAAUAUUUAUUUUGAUGCUGCAGCACCAUAGCUAUCAUUUUUCACUGCUUUGAUAUCCAAGGAUUCCUAGUACUACAUGAAUGAAUUUCAUCUGCUUUGUUUUUUAGUUUCGGUAUUUUCAUUCAAAGCAAAGUAACUCCUAAGUAACUCCUAUUUCUUUGUACUGCACUGAAAUAAAAGAAAUCUUGUUUCAGUA
Molecule: messenger RNA, 12765 nt
Organism: Gallus gallus (chicken)
Lineage: Eukaryota; Metazoa; Chordata; Aves; Galliformes; Phasianidae
Gene: PLD5
Product: phospholipase D family member 5
Exons: 10
Coding region: 658-2247 (529 amino acids)
Molecular function (GO): catalytic activity
Source: RefSeq, marked validated